Raphanus sativus (radish) is the source of this 1768-nucleotide messenger RNA. Its product is annotated as receptor-like cytosolic serine/threonine-protein kinase RBK2. Gene Ontology annotation, biological process: protein phosphorylation. Gene Ontology annotation, molecular function: protein kinase activity; ATP binding. NCBI's taxonomy places the organism in Eukaryota, Viridiplantae, Streptophyta, Magnoliopsida, Brassicales, Brassicaceae. The transcript has 9 exons. Bases 71 to 1606 code for a protein of 511 amino acids. The record is from RefSeq and is a predicted model, not a curated record.
AACCAAUGAUCAUGUCUUCCGUUACUUUCUCUCUUCUCUUUCCUUAAUUUCAUUUUCUAUCUCCAAUUCCAUGGAAGCCGUUCGAGACUCAUCAGAAACUCUUGCUUCCACGACAACGUCUUCUCCGUCUCCCUCCGACGAUGUAAACGUUAAGAAUCGUGGAAAACAAUCAAUUCCUCUCUCAAUAAGAAGAUCUCGAGCUGGCUUCUCUGAUUCUUUCUCUUCUCAUGAUGAAGAACAAAUAGCAACAUUCUGCACCAACAAAUCAGAAUCAGACGAUGAUUUACUAAAUACAGAAUCUGAAACAUUAUCAUCUUCCGUGUUGAGCACGUCAGACACAUCAUCAUCAGAAGCUAAUCAUCAUCCCCAUCGCCGUCAUCAUCACUCGCAUGUAGGUCCUACCAACGGUCACUGGAGAGGUUUCCACCGUUUACUCAAGAAAGGAUCAUCAGCUAUGCCAUUCAAUACAUUCUCACAUCUCAAAGGAGUCCCUAAACUAACCAGACGCAAGAGCAAACGCAUAAAAGACAACAUGGUCCCUGCUCUACCUGCUGCUGCUCUUGACACUGAUGACUUGUUCCUUUUCAAACCUUCCUGGAAAAAUUAUUCCCUCCAAGAUAUUCAAACCGCGACAAAUGGCUAUAGCCCUGAGAAUCUGAUCGGAGAAGGAGGAUAUGCGGAGGUCUACAAGGGAGAGAUGGCAGAUGGGCAGAUAGUAGCCAUAAAGAAACUGACUAGAGGGUCUGCGGAAGAGAUGACGAUGGAUUAUUUGUCAGAACUAGGGAUCAUAGUUCAUGUAGAUCAUCCAAACAUUGCUAAGCUUAUUGGAUAUUGUGUUGAAGGAGGAAUGCAUCUUGUUCUUGAGCUUUCUCCUAAUGGAAGCCUCGCUUCUUUGCUCUAUGAGGCGAAAGAUAAACUGAGUUGGAGCAUAAGAUACAAAGUGGCGAUGGGAACAGCUGAGGGACUGUACUAUCUCCAUGAAGGUUGUCAGAGAAGGAUCAUUCAUAAAGACAUCAAAGCAUCUAACAUCCUUCUCACUGAGAACUUUGAGGCUCAGAUAUCUGAUUUUGGGCUGGCGAAAUGGCUACCAGACCAAUGGACUCACCAUACUGUAUCCAAAGUCGAAGGAACAUUCGGUUACCUUCCGCCAGAGUUCUUCAUGCACGGGAUUGUAGACGAGAAAACAGAUGUAUACGCUUUUGGUGUACUGCUUCUUGAGCUCAUUACUGGUAAACAAGCCAUCGACAGCUCACAACACAGCGUUGUCAUGUGGGCCAAGCCAUUGAUCAAAGAGAACAAGAUCAAACAACUUGUUGAUCCGAUUUUGGGAGAUGACUACGACUUAGAAGAGUUGGACCGUCUUGUCUCCAUAGCGUCCUUGUGUAUACACCAAACUUCCAUGAACCGACCUCACAUGAGUCAGGUUGUGGAGAUUCUGAAGGGAGACAAGUGCAGCUUAGAUAAGUUAAGAGAAGGAGAAAACGCAAAACUGCAGAGAACAUACUCGGAAGAACUAUUGGAUAACGAAGAAUACAACUCAACAAAAUAUUUAAACGAUAUUAAUCGACACAUGGAGACUCUUCUCGGAACGUCAAACGACUCUUGAAACAUCUUACUGGUUAAGUUUAUAGAGGAUGAUUCACUUAUUGCAUAUGUAUUUGAUCAUGAUCAUGGUGUUGUGUUCUUCCAUAUUUGACUUAUUGUUUGUUAAAUGUUAUCCUAUUGUUCUGUAUGUUUAUUACUAAAAUAUAUAAUAUUAAAUUCUAAA